Periconia digitata is the source of this 1113-nucleotide messenger RNA. Lineage: Eukaryota; Fungi; Ascomycota; Dothideomycetes; Pleosporales; Periconiaceae. The record is from the annotation of a GenBank genome assembly.
AUGCUAUACAAGUCCAAGACGGGCGCGCCCCCAAAAUUCAUCGAUGAAGACCUUUGGAACUCCCGGAUCCCAAGCCUCAAAGAUUUCCAGGAAAGCAAUUCGAGAUCUGUUUUAGUGGCAUUGGAUAUCGAAAAUUCCAGCCGAACUAUAAAUGGACGGAAGAAACCUUGUGCGGAUGUGAACGAAGUUGGAAUAGCCGUCCUAUUACCAAACAACGAACGCUUCCGAUCAUAUGAGUGUGUUCAUCAACUACAUCAUGAGGGCUGGGCCGACACGUAUACUAUCCAGAUCUUGGAGCGACGGAAAAUUUACAGACAGACUCUGGUCGGUCAGAUCAUCAAGAGUGAGCCAAAAGACGUUGCAUCUACCAUCGAGAGCAUACUUUCCAAGUACGAAGGACCACUCGUACUUGUCGGAUUCGAUCUCCAUCAAGAAUUCAAAUGGAUAACUGAAAAGUGUUCGACGAUUCUCUCCUACUUUGCGGCUUGGCUGGAUGUACAAGACUUCGCGUGGCAGCGACACCACGAAUUCGCACCGAUGACUGCUACACACGGAAAACCAGGACUCACGCGCGUAUUGAAAUCAAUGGGCUUGAAUGAUCGUCACUGGACAAAGAAAGGACACUACGCCAUUAACGAUGCAUUAAGUUCUUUGCUGGUAUUGUCUGGUCUCGCGUCAAACCCCACUCUGCUCUCGGUCAUGUGUCCCAAGCCAAAUGCUGAUCGACAAUUCGUCCGCCGCUUUCCCUAUCUGCAGUUUAAAUUGCCUAAGAACCAUGGCUUUUCUAUGGUGCGCAUUGGUAGUAUCAAUGGAGGAAAACUUCCUCCUUGGUCACCUGAUAGAGUCUCUGGCCAUUUUUCGGCGUACGCUGAUCUCAGGGCGGUUGGGCUCAACUGGCGAAAGGCGAAUGGCGAAAUAUUGGGAGCCGCGCGCUUCUGGCAACUCGCAUUCCGCAAUAUCGAGUCUGCGGAAAAGUUCGUUGCUGAUGUCAACGCAUCCACCCUAGAUGGAAUCAAACUUUCAGUAGUUAGAACUGAUCUUCCACAGCCUCCAACCCGAAGAGAGGUCACUUUGAUAGAAUCGAGUUCGUCCGGUGAACUUGAAGUAUCAUAG